Anisakis simplex (herring worm) is the source of this 423-nucleotide messenger RNA. The record is from the annotation of a GenBank genome assembly. NCBI's taxonomy places the organism in Eukaryota, Metazoa, Nematoda, Chromadorea, Rhabditida, Anisakidae.
GAAUACUAUUUGCUGUGUCGUCGAAGAUCACCGAUACUCAAGAGGCGUCGACUGGCCGGAACAGUGCCGUCUCGUAAUGUUUCGGCUAAUCACGGCGGCGUAUCAAUCCAGUCCAUCGCAUGCACUGCUUUUGUGCAUGUCACUGAAAAUAUAUCAGGUUGUGUAUCCGUACGAUACUGUCUGGAGCAUUGUGGGCAUUCAGUUCAUCACGACACAGGUGCUGGUGAGAGUGCUGGUAGCAGUACUAUAGUGACUGGUGGUGAGAACGGCAAUCGGGCAGCAGCCUCUCGUCUACGACGGCAUCACAUUGAUGGAUCGACGAACACUGCUGCUGCUGGUGAACCGUUGUCUGGUAGUCUAGGAGGAGGUCAAACUCAUUUGAAACGUAAUUCGUCGAGUAUCCGAGAUGACGACAGCGAAGAU